ACGAGUCAGGUUCUACUGCCGCUGCUAGCAGAGCCAGACCAGACCACAUCGCAAUCGAGAUCGAAAUCGCAAUCGGUGUGUGGACUCACUGCCACUGAUCAGAAGUCAGUUGCCAUCUAGCCGCGUGCUCGGGACCACGCGCUCCUCCGAUCCCGAUCCUCCCCCGCUUCGAUUAGGGGUCGUGCCUGAAGGGUUCUUGAAUACGUCGGGAGUUCUUUCCAGCCUGCGGCCAGCGGCACAUGUGAAUAGUUUUGCUUGACACCCUUUUGUUUCACUUCAUAUUUGAGGGAGAAGAUUGGCAUUGACUGCCAAAAGUGCGUUAGAAGGGGCUUCCAGCAGGACGCAGGGUUGUCCAGGCCCUGAACCAAUCCAAGGAUCGGCACCAUGACGCGACCCAAACAGGAUGGCGGCAAGUUCAAGGCCUUCAUGCAGGAGAACGUCCUCACCAUGGCCACCGUUAUCGGUGUGUUCGUGGGCGGACUCGUCGGCUUCAUCAUCAAGAACAGCACGGGCGAGUGGUCGAAGAGAGAGAUCAUGUACAUAUCCUUCCCCGGCGAGAUUUUCUUGCGAAUGCUAAAGUGUUUGAUUGUGCCGCUGUUGGUCUCAUCGAUCACCAGUGCCAUUGGAGGACUAGAUCUGAGCAUGUCCAGCAAGAUUGCUACCAGAGCCAUUACGUACUACUUUGUGACCACCAUAUCGGCCGUGAUUCUGGGCAUUUGUCUGGUGACCACACUGCGUCCCGGCCAGGGAGCCAAGAUCGUGGAGACCCAGACGGAGAGCAUUGAUAAGGCAUCCAAGGUGCUCACCCCAGACACGCUUAUGGAUCUGGUGCGCAACAUGUUCACGGACAAUAUCAUCCAGUCGACCAUGUUCCAGCACCGCACUGAGAUCUAUGAGAACACUAGCAUUAGCCCAGCACAGCCCAUGGAGAACUGGGAGUUCAAGUCGGCGCAGCGCGAGGGCUCCAAUGUCCUGGGUCUGGUGAUGUUCAGUGUAAUCCUCGGUACCACCAUCGGCAGAAUGCGGGAGAAGGGACAGCUGCUGCAGGACUUCUUCACCACGUUGAGUGAGGCAAUGAUGACCAUCACCUCCUGGGUUAUUUGGAUUUCCCCGCUGGGCGUUGCCUUCCUGAUAGCCGCCAAGAUCAUUGAGAUGGAAUCGAUAGCCGCGACAAUUCAGUCAUUGGGAUGGUAUUUCAUAACGGUCAUGAUAGGUCUAUUCCUUCACGGCUUUGGUACGAUUGCGGUGAUCUUCUUCCUGGGCACCCGACGUCUGCCCUACCGCUACAUAGCCAAGCUCAGUCAGGUGCUGGCCACGGCAUUCGGAACGGGUUCCAGCUCGGCCACCAUGCCGCUGACCAUCAAGUGCCUGGACAACAUGGGCAUCGAUCCGCGGGUCACUCGCUUCGUCAUUCCCGUGGGCGCCACCAUCAACAUGGACGGCACGGCUCUCUAUGAGGCGGUGGCUGCUCUGUUCAUCGCCCAGUACCGUGAGAUGAGCUACUCCUUCGGCACCAUUGUGGCCGUGAGUAUAACGGCCACGGCAGCGUCGAUUGGAGCUGCUGGAAUCCCGCAGGCCGGACUCGUCACCAUGGUCAUGGUGCUGGACACAGUGGGCUUGGAGCCGAAGGAUGUGUCCCUCAUCAUCGCCGUCGACUGGCUACUGGAUCGCUUCCGCACCACCAUCAAUGUGAUGUGCGAUGCCCUGGGCACUAUUUUGGUUAACCAUCUGUCGAAGAACGAUCUGGCCAGCGUGGAUAGGCUGAAUGCCGAGCCCCAUGAGCUCCUCGAGCUGGGCCCCAAUGGCCACGAGAUGAAGGAAUGAAGGCAGUCUUCGCUUGGCGCCUAUAAUCGCAAGCGAUGAGUGGACAUGUCCCGGCUGUGGGCCUGUUUCCACAUCCUGCCCAGCAACGAUAGCGAUAGCGAUGACUACGACGACGACGACGAGGAGUUUUAAGGAUCGUCGCAGGAUCGCAUCGAAUCAGGGCUGGGAGGGAGUCAUCACGUUUGUUUGCGAAUUAUUUUGGGUGACCAAGUCGCAUCUAAUUUUCAGAUUGAUCAAUUUGAAGCAGCUCCUCCGGCAGAGGAUAGCUAUCCAUCUGCCAGAGUACAAGUACUAAGCCAGCAACGAAUUUAAGUGACACAUUCGUUAAAUAGUUUGUUUUUUCAAAAAAUGAAAAGCGAGAACAGCGAGAACAGCAAUACGAUUUAAGAUGAAAACAAAGUAACAUUUAUCGGCUAAAUUAGGGCUACUUUCAAGGUGUACAUAAUUUUUAAAUAUAAUUAUAUUAAAUUGAGUUCAAAUUUGCAUUACAUUCUUCCCUAUGAUUAGUAUUACAAUUGAAGAGUAAAAUUAGUUAAAUUCCAAGCAAGCAAUCCCAACUUUAAGCAAUUGCAUUUGAUUAGGUCGCAAAUUGUUGAGAUUCGUAUCUAGUAUUUGUUAAACCGUAUUCUAUAACUUUUUGACAUAGCAAAGCGAAACAAAACGAUUAAAAAAAGACAAAUAUUUAACAAUAGAACACAGAUACAUUAACACACACAAAUAGGUGAAAACCAAAACGAAAACCAAAACCAAAACCAAUUCAAAUCAAACCAGAAUUUCAAAUGCCGUUACAAGUUCGUGUUCAUAGUUGAGCUUUGUAAAUACUUAAUAGCUUAAGUAUACAUACAUAAAACUUUAUGGAAAUAUUUAUAUAUUUAAAGCGUGGAAACCGAAUUCUUGGAUGACAAUAAUAGAGUGCUGCAAUCACACAUACAGUCAAUUUAUACGAGUAACAAAUUAUUUAUAAAAUAUUAUUAAAACUAACAUAAAGUAGUAGGUCACAUCUUUGCGAAAAUCAACCAAAUAAUGAGUAAACACAGAAGCAAUAAACAAAACAAAUGAAAUACUUGAAUGUUUGCCAUGCUUUCAGCCAAAAAGGAGAAUUUUUUAGGUUACGAAUCACCAAAAUGUUUGUAGUUGUGCGUAGUCUAAAUAUAUGUUUACUAAUAAAUCUUUAUGAAUAUUAAACGAA
Molecule: messenger RNA, 3013 nt
Organism: Drosophila teissieri
Lineage: Eukaryota; Metazoa; Arthropoda; Insecta; Diptera; Drosophilidae
Gene: Eaat1
Product: excitatory amino acid transporter 1
Exons: 11
Coding region: 385-1824 (479 amino acids)
Biological process (GO): L-glutamate transmembrane transport
Cellular component (GO): plasma membrane
Molecular function (GO): neutral L-amino acid transmembrane transporter activity; L-glutamate transmembrane transporter activity; glutamate:sodium symporter activity
Source: RefSeq, a predicted model, not a curated record